GACGGCUGGGAGCUUUGGCUGGGGCGGUGGGGCUAGUGCCGGGUGCCGCGUCCUGCUCCCUUUGACGCCCCCCUAGCGCGAAUAGCCGUCGCCAUGUCGUCGGUGAGCCCUAUCCAGAUCCCCAGCCGCCUCCCGCUGCUGCUCACCCACGAGGGCGUGCUGCUGCCCGGCUCCACCAUGCGCACCAGCGUGGACUCGGCCCGCAACCUGCAGCUGGUGCGGAGCCGCCUGCUCAAGGGCACGUCGUUGCAGAGUACUAUCCUGGGGGUCAUCCCCAACACGCCCGACCCGGCCAGCGACGCGCAGGACCUGCCGCCGCUGCACAGGAUUGGGACGGCUGCCCUGGCGGUUCAGGUUGUAGGCAGCAACUGGCCCAAGCCCCACUAUACUUUGCUGAUUACAGGCCUGUGCCGUUUCCAGAUUGUGCAGGUCUUGAAGGAGAAGCCAUAUCCUGUUGCCGAAGUGGAACAGUUGGACCGGCUUGAGGAAUUUCCCAACACCUGUAAAACUAGGGAGGAGCUAGGAGAACUAUCAGAACAGUUUUACAAAUAUGCAGUACAGUUGGUGGAAAUGUUGGAUAUGUCUGUCCCUGCAGUUGCUAAAUUGAGACGCCUUUUAGAUAGUCUUCCAAGGGAAGCAUUACCAGACAUUCUGACCUCAAUUAUUCGAACAAGCAACAAAGAGAAGCUCCAGAUUUUAGAUGCUGUGAGUCUAGAGGAGCGGUUCAAGAUGACCAUACCGCUGCUUGUCAGACAAAUUGAAGGCCUGAAAUUGCUUCAGAAAACCAGAAAACACAAGCAAGAUGAUGAUAAGAGGGUUAUAGCAAUACGUCCUAUUAGAAGGAUUACACACAUCCCAGGUGCCUUAGAAGAUGAGGAUGAGGAUGAAGAUCAUGAUGACAUUGUCAUGCUAGAGAAAAAAAUACAAACAUCCAGUAUGCCAGAGCAGGCCCACAAAGUCUGUGUCAAAGAGAUAAAAAGACUCAAAAAAAUGCCUCAGUCGAUGCCAGAAUAUGCUCUGACUAGAAAUUAUUUAGAACUUAUGGUGGAACUGCCUUGGAACAAAAGUACAACUGACCGUCUGGACAUUCGAGCAGCCCGGAUUCUUCUGGAUAAUGAUCACUAUGCUAUGGAAAAAUUGAAGAAAAGAGUGCUGGAAUACCUGGCUGUCAGACAGCUGAAAAACAACCUGAAGGGCCCCAUUCUUUGCUUUGUUGGCCCUCCUGGAGUUGGUAAAACAAGUGUGGGAAGAUCAGUGGCCAAGACUCUUGGUCGAGAGUUCCACAGGAUUGCACUUGGAGGAGUGUGUGAUCAGUCCGACAUUCGAGGACACAGGCGUACCUACGUUGGCAGUAUGCCUGGUCGUAUAAUCAAUGGCUUGAAGACUGUUGGGGUUAACAAUCCAGUGUUCCUAUUAGAUGAGGUGGACAAACUAGGAAAAAGUCUGCAGGGUGAUCCUGCAGCAGCUCUGCUUGAGGUGUUGGAUCCUGAACAAAACCAUAACUUCACAGAUCAUUAUCUAAAUGUGGCCUUUGACCUUUCCCAAGUUCUUUUUAUAGCUACUGCCAACACAACUGCUACUAUUCCACCUGCCUUGUUGGACAGAAUGGAGAUCAUUCAGGUCCCAGGGUAUACACAAGAAGAGAAGAUCGAGAUUGCCCACAGGCACUUGAUCCCAAAGCAGCUGGAACAGCAUGGGCUGACUCCUCAGCAGAUUCAGAUCCCACAGGUUACUACUCUUGACAUCAUCACCAGGUAUACCAGAGAGGCAGGGGUUCGCUCUCUGGAUAGGAAGCUUGGAGCCAUUUGCCGAGCUGUUGCUGUGAAGGUGGCAGAAGGACAACAUAAAGAAGCCAAGUUGGACCAUUCUGAUGUGGCUGAGGGAGAAGGUUGUAAAGAACACAUCUUAGAAGAUGCAAAACCUGAAUCUAUCAGUGACACUACGGACUUAGCCCUACCACCCGAAAUGCCGAUUUUGAUUGAUUUCCAUGCUCUGAAAGACAUCCUUGGGCCCCCAAUGUAUGAAAUGGAGGUGUCUGAGCGGUUGAGUCAACCAGGAGUGGCAAUAGGUUUGGCCUGGACCCCCUUAGGUGGGGAAAUCAUGUUCGUGGAGGCAAGCCGAAUGGAUGGCGAAGGUCAGCUGACUCUGACUGGCCAGCUAGGAGAUGUCAUGAAGGAGUCUGCCCAUCUCGCGAUUAGCUGGCUCCGCAGCAACGCGAAGAAAUACCAUCUGACCAAUGCUUCUGGAAGUUUUGAUCUUCUUGACAACACAGACAUCCAUCUGCACUUCCCAGCUGGUGCUGUCACAAAAGAUGGACCAUCUGCUGGAGUUACCAUAGUAACUUGUCUCGCCUCACUUUUUAGUGGGCGGCUGGUGCGUUCGGAUGUAGCCAUGACUGGAGAAAUCACAUUGCGGGGUCUCGUUCUUCCAGACUAACAUGAAGUGAAAGCCAAAACAGGACUGCAUCAUCACCCAGUCAACAGCACCUGGAAGAUUAAUGUCUGUAGCAAGGAAAACUAUAUCCUCUCCCUGUAGGGUUGUAAUGGACUUAUGCUGAUGCAUCAGAUGGGGCAUUACAGCAUCCAAAGAGCCUUGCCAUUUACAGGAAGCACCGGGGCACGGACACGAAUAAGGCCUAAACUCACAGAGCUCUUCAUGGUCUGCUUUUUCUGUGUGUGGCAGAGUUAUUUCACAUCCAGAAGAGGCAUAUUUACAAGGGAAAAGUACGGAAUUGGCCACCUUCUCCAUAGCCAAGUUGCGAAUGGAUCCCAACGGGCCCCGGCAGGUUGGACAACAUGUGAGCUUUGGGCGACAGUUGCUACAAACAAGAUGGCCACUCUGACACUGAAGAAUGGGUGGUAACACAUAGUCAAAGCAGACCGGACACUCAAAAAGACUCGCCAAGUCAUUAUUGGAUGCGGUUGUGCCAGUCAGGGCAGGCACCCUCUGGGACGGCGUACACUUUGAGGUUCCAGUGGGUAAUGCUGUUGCAGUCUGGCGGCUCAUUUCUGUAACAAAAACCAUAAAUAAAAAUAAAAAGAGGCAGGAGAAAAAUAA
This is a messenger RNA of Lynx canadensis (Canada lynx), 3057 nucleotides long. It is a transcript of the gene LONP2, whose product is annotated as lon peptidase 2, peroxisomal. Gene Ontology annotation, cellular component: peroxisomal matrix. The record is from RefSeq and is a predicted model, not a curated record. Bases 94 to 2436 code for a protein of 780 amino acids. The transcript has 15 exons. Gene Ontology annotation, molecular function: ATP-dependent peptidase activity; ATP hydrolysis activity; ATP binding. Gene Ontology annotation, biological process: protein targeting to peroxisome; protein quality control for misfolded or incompletely synthesized proteins; protein catabolic process. NCBI's taxonomy places the organism in Eukaryota, Metazoa, Chordata, Mammalia, Carnivora, Felidae.